Messenger RNA from Didymosphaeria variabile, 1083 nucleotides. RefSeq lists its product as uncharacterized. The transcript is spliced from 3 exons. NCBI's taxonomy places the organism in Eukaryota, Fungi, Ascomycota, Dothideomycetes, Pleosporales, Didymosphaeriaceae. Gene Ontology annotation, molecular function: oxidoreductase activity, acting on paired donors, with incorporation or reduction of molecular oxygen; heme binding; monooxygenase activity. The record is from RefSeq and is a predicted model, not a curated record. Bases 1 to 1083 code for a protein of 360 amino acids.
AUGAGUCACGCCUUCUCCGAUCAAGCUCUCCGCAGCCAAGAACCCAUCAUCAAAUCGUACAUUACGCUUCUGAUCUCAAAGCUGCAGGCCAAAGCAAACACUGAUACCCAAGUGGAUAUCAUGCGCUAUAUCAACUUUACUACCUUCGAUAUCCUUGGGGAUCUAUGUUUUGGAGAGUCCUUUGGGGCGCUGGAAUCGGAAGAGUACAGCGAGUGGAUGGCCAAUCUCUUCAAAGGCGUCAAGCUUGUCCCCUUUGUCAGAUUGGCCAGGAUGUAUCCAAUCAUCGGUUUACCCUUCUGGCUAUUGACGAAAAUAUUUCCGCAGAUAAUGGCAGCGAGGACCAUGCAUGAGAACCAUACUGUCGAGAAGACGGCUAAAAGGAUGGACACGAAGACUGAUCGAAAGGACUUCAUGAGCUACAUUCUGAAACAUAACGACGAAAGAGGCAUGUCGCGAGAAGAAAUCAUGCGCACCUCAGGCAUCCUCAUCGUCGCCGGUAGCGAGACGACGGCCACCCUUCUCAGUGGAGCAAUGUACUAUCUACUUGCAAACCCUACAUGGCUCCAAAAGGUACAAGAGGAGCUCGACAAUGCGUUCAAGACAGAGUCCGAGAUAACAUUCGCGCCGCUGGGCCAGCUGGAAGUCCUCAAUGCUGUCCUCACGGAGACUCUCCGCAUGUACCCUCCUGUGCCUGUCAUACUUCCCCGCGCUACCGUGAAAGAAGCCGCAAUGGUUUGCGGGACGUUCAUCCCAAAAGGCUCUACCGUAGGCGUCACCCACUACGCCGCGUCUCGCUCGUCGCACAACUUCAAGCAUCCCGACGUUUUUGCCCCGCAAAGGCAUCUCGGUGACCCGGAGUUCAAAGAUGACAAGCGAUCGGUUAUACAGCCGUUCUCUGUAGGACCAAGAAAUUGCAUCGGCCAGACCAUGGCGUGGCUUGAAAUGCGAGCCAUUCUCGCGAAUCUACUGUGGAACUUUGACAUAGAGCUUGUGGAUAAGUCGCAGAAGUGGGAUCAGCAUAAAGUAUUCAUCUUGUGGGACAAACCAGCACUCAUGGUCAGGUUAAAGACAAGGACACACUAG